AUGGUUCAAAAUCUGAACAAGAACAUUCAAGAAGGAGAUAAUCCGGAUUUGACAUCUGAAAGGUUAACAUCAACGUUUAAUACCAAUGAUAUGGCUGCUCAAAUUUGGGGAAGUGAGAAGCGCGCUCGUCGUCGUCGUGAGAUUAGUGCUAAAAUUGCUCAAAUGCCAGAGCUCCAUGACUCCAAACCAUUACCAUUUAUGACCAGAGAGGAGAAAAUUAUGGAAUCGGCGAGAAAGUUGACAAUUUUGACAGAGAAAAUGGGCCAGAUUAUUGACCCAACUGAUCCAGCCGAGUUGUAUCAUUUGAAUAACGAAGUCCUCGGUCUGGAAGGCAACCCAAUGGCACUCCACGGAGUCAUGUUCAUUCCAGCGCUCUCUGCUCAAGCAUCCGAUGAGCAACAAGCCAAAUGGCUACCAAGAGCUCUCCGUCGAGAAAUCAUUGGAACCUACGCCCAAACCGAAUUGGGUCAUGGAACGAAUCUUCAGAAUCUGGAGACAACGGCUACUUAUGACUUGGCGACACAAGAAUUUGUACUCCAUACUCCACAAAUCACCGCAUUGAAAUGGUGGCCAGGAAAUCUAGGAAAAAGCUCCAACUACGCGGUUGUAGUAGCCCAUAUGAUAAUCAAGGCGAAGAAUUAUGGGCCACAUCCGUUUAUGGUUCAAUUGAGAGAUGAGAAGACGCACGAGCCGCUUCCAGGAAUCACUAUUGGAGAUAUUGGACCAAAAAUGGCAUAUAAUAUUGUGGACAAUGGAUUUUUGGGAUUCAACAAGUACCGUAUUCCAAGAACGAAUCUUCUCAUGAGACAUACUAAGGUGGAGGCCGAUGGGACUUAUAUAAAACCGCCCCAUGCUAAGAUCAACUACUCCGCUAUGGUUCAUGUUAGAGCUUAUAUGUUGACGGGACAGGCGAUUAUGUUGGCGAGUGCACUAAAUAUUGCGACUAGAUACUCAUCGGUUAGACGGCAAGGACAGAUUGAUAAGAGUCAACCAGAAGUAAAAGUACUCGAGUACCAAACCCAACAACACCGUCUUUUCCCAUCCAUCGCCAGAGCCUACGCAUUCCAAUUCGCUGGAGCCGAGACUGUCAAACUGUACGAGCACGUUUUGAAGGAGAUGAAAUCUGGCAAUGUUUCUCUGAUGGCUGAUCUACAUGCAUUGACUUCCGGAUUGAAAUCAGUGGUCACUUAUCAGACUGGAGAGGGCAUUGAACAGGCGAGAAUGGCAUGUGGAGGGCAUGGUUAUUCUAUGGCCAGCUACAUCUCUGAGAUCUAUGGAGUUGCAAUUGGUGGAUGUACGUAUGAAGGGGAGAAUAUGGUGAUGCUCCUCCAGUUGGCAAGAUAUCUUGUCAAAUCAGCAGCACUUGUGAAAUCAGGUCAAUCUUCGAAACUCGGCCCUCUAGUCGCUUAUCUGGGUGUCAAAUCCGAGCCAACUUCUCUAAUCGAUCGUAUUCCAAAUUCUGGAUUCACUGAGUAUGUGAAGACGUUCCAACAUGUGUCAAAAAGACAAACACUCAAGGCAGCCGAUAUGUUCUUCGGGUUAAUGGAGAAGGGAGAGAAACGAGAGAUUGCAUGGAAUAAGUGCUCCGUGGAGUUGAAUAGGUUAGCUUUUUCCCAGGCCAGCCGUCUCCAUACCCGUCUGUUCAUCGUCGAAGCCUUCGUCAGACGUGUCAACGAAAUUGCGGACAUCCGGAUUAAGGAGGCACUGACAGACUUGCUCCAUUUACACGUUAAUUAUGAGCUCUUGGAUAUUGCGUCAUAUGCAUUGGAGGAUGGGUUCUUGUCAGCCAGUCAACUGGAUUAUAUCAGAGAUCAAGUCUACUUGUAUCUUGGAAAAAUUCGACCAAAUGCAGUGUCACUUUUGGACUCCUGGGAGUUUAGCGAUAUUGAGCUGAGAUCGGUCCUCGGUCGUCGCGAUGGAAAUGUCUAUGAGAAUCUCUUCAAAUGGGCAAAAUCGUCUCCAUUGAACAAGACAGACGUACUUCCAUCAGUUACUCAGUACUUAAAACCAAUGAUGGAAAAGGCCAGAUUAUAA
Molecule: messenger RNA, 2034 nt
Organism: Caenorhabditis briggsae
Lineage: Eukaryota; Metazoa; Nematoda; Chromadorea; Rhabditida; Rhabditidae
Exons: 7
Coding region: 1-2034 (677 amino acids)
Biological process (GO): lipid homeostasis; fatty acid beta-oxidation using acyl-CoA oxidase; ascaroside biosynthetic process
Cellular component (GO): peroxisome
Molecular function (GO): acyl-CoA oxidase activity; fatty acid binding; FAD binding
Source: RefSeq, a predicted model, not a curated record